Molecule: messenger RNA, 1218 nt
Organism: Anisakis simplex (herring worm)
Lineage: Eukaryota; Metazoa; Nematoda; Chromadorea; Rhabditida; Anisakidae
Source: the annotation of a GenBank genome assembly
AUGAAUGGUUCAACGUUAUCAUCCUCAUCGAGAAGUCGUUACAAACGACGCACAUCUGAAGCAAGUUCAUCGCACAGUGAAACAACUGAUUCUGAGCUGAAUUCUCGUUGUGAAAAUUUGCUGAAAAAUGAUUCUGUACAAAAAUUCGUUGGUCGAUGUCAAUCGGUUUGGCGAACAGAUCUUGAUCAGAUGCCUCCAUUUGAGUGUUUCUCGAAAGACAUUCAUUCAGUCGACGCCAAACGCAAAUUCAUAGAAGAUGUUCGAGUAGGGGAUGAAUUAUGCGUCCGUGUGAAACGUGUCGAAUUGGCAGCUCUCUAUGUUCAACCCUUAUGUGUAUUGCAUCCUUUCAAACGAUCCGCACACCUCAUCAAUGAUUUUCAGGUGUUGGUGGGUCGAAGUGUGCAACAGUGUAGUCGAGAUAUCAGGACGAACGACAUACUGAAAGUGGUGGUCGACGAGCCGGACGACGAUCACCCGCUGAAUUUGCAAAUGGACGAUAGCGCGGUGAGUAGAGCCUUUCGUUUGGGUGCUUGCUUUCUUGAAGAUAUUUUGGAGAUUUUAUCGGAAAAUGAUCUGCCUACGUACUUCAGGAACGCCGAAUCAUUGCAUAAAGGAAGUACAUUCGAAGAUGCCUUAUCUGAAUAUCAUCGUUGCAAUAAUCCAAAUCUAGCGCAUUUAUAUGGCAUCGAAGUUGAUUCAUGCUUAUCGUUUUUACCUGAACUCGAAGGCGUUGAUUUUUCCACACGUUCACGUGCACCGUAUUUACGUCGUAAGCAAGAUGAAGAGUCAUCGAUGCAAAGUGUGAUGAAGGGUGUGGAACGGAUACGAAGCGGUGAAUCUCAACUGGCCAUUCAGAACUUCAAUAAGGCUCUCGCGCUCUUCGACGUCAACAUCGAAGCGCUUGUGGGCCGAGCUGCUGCGAUGGAAGAGUGUAAUAGAAUGGAUGAAGCUAAAGAAAAGUAUGUGAAGGUUUUGAAACUGAAAGACGAUCAACGAGCUCGCGAUCGUUUGAGGCAAUUGCAACGACGAAGUCCUUCAGUUGAGGAGAUUACGGUACCCGAAAAGCAGAGAAAACUGAGUAGCGCAGAGAAGGAAGAACUGAAGAGAAUAGAGCUGGAAAAGAGAGAAACCGAACGACGUCAAAGGCGAGAAGCAGCCGAGAAGCUGGCGGAGAUGGAGAAAUUUAUCGCAGAACUGAAAAGAAGCCAGAAGACGUAG